Molecule: messenger RNA, 2044 nt
Organism: Abrus precatorius (Indian licorice)
Lineage: Eukaryota; Viridiplantae; Streptophyta; Magnoliopsida; Fabales; Fabaceae
Product: aldehyde dehydrogenase family 3 member H1-like
Exons: 10
Coding region: 303-1778 (491 amino acids)
Biological process (GO): aldehyde metabolic process
Cellular component (GO): cytoplasm
Molecular function (GO): aldehyde dehydrogenase (NAD+) activity
Source: RefSeq, a predicted model, not a curated record
AAGCAAGGUAGGGUAGCGGUUUGGAGGAGCCUUUCUGUUUUCCUAAAUCUAAUGAUUAUCAUUAAUGGGUGGCAUUUUGUACAAAGCGUAAUUUCGUUGGGCUUCUGAAAUGGAAACCCAAACAAAUUAUAAAUAUACUUAUCUCAAAUGAAGUACGCUAGCUGCCAAUUUCACUGUUCUUUGUAUUGCAAGUUAUCGCGAUCUGUCACACACCUCUGCACCCAUAGCAACCUCUUCUUUUCCUUUUGCUUCUCUUUGAGUUCGCCGUGUCGUUUUCAAUUUCGCCUGCAACAUACAAAAUAAUGUCCGCGCAAGACAAAACGACGUCCAAGAAUGAAGCGUUUGACGCCGACGCUGCUUCGAUGCUCGUGAAGGAGAUGAAGGGAACCUUCGCUUCCGGCAAAACACGCAAUUACGAAUGGAGGGUGUCGCAGCUCAACGCACUAGCCAAACUCGCUGACGAUCACGAGCAACAGAUCGUUGACGCUCUCCUAAACGACCUCGCCAAGCCACCACUCGAAACUGUCGCAUACGAGAUUGCUAUGUUGAAAAACUCAUGUAAAGUUGCACUUAAGGAAUUGAAACACUGGAUGACUUCAGAAAAGGUGAAAACUUCACUCACAACUUUUCCUUCUUCAGCUGAAAUAGUAUCUGAACCACUAGGUGUUGUGUUGGUCAUCUCUGCAUGGAACUAUCCAUUUCUGUUGUCACUUGAUCCAGUCAUUGGAGCUAUUGCAGCUGGUAAUGCUGUGGUUCUAAAACCAUCAGAAAUUGCUCCUGCGACAUCAUCCCUUCUGGCAAAACUGUUGGGAGACUACAUGGAUAACUCAUCUGUAAGAGUUGUUGAGGGGGCAGUUGAUGAAACAUCUGCUUUACUGCAGCAAAAGUGGGACAAAAUUUUCUAUACAGGUAAUGGACGAGUGGGACGCAUUGUGAUGGCAGCUGCUGCAAAACACCUUACCCCGGUUGUGCUUGAGCUUGGAGGAAAAUCUCCAGUUGUUGUUGAUUCAAAUAUCAAUUUACAGGUAGCAACUAGACGAAUAAUUGCAGGAAAGUGGGGUUGUAAUAAUGGACAAGCCUGCAUUUCUCCCGAUUAUAUUAUAACAACAAAAGACUAUGCUCCCAAAUUGGUGGAUGCUCUUAAGACUGAAUUGGAGAAAUUUUAUGGAAACAAUCCAUUGGAAUCAAAAGAUUUGUCCCGUAUUGUGAACUCCAACCACUUUGCUCGCUUGACAAAGCUCUUGGAUGAUGAUAAGGUUUCUGGUAAGAUUGUUUAUGGAGGUGAAAAAAAUGAAAGCAAAUUGAGGAUUAGUCCCACUGUCCUAUUGGAUGUCCCGCGGGAUUCACUAAUCAUGAGUGAGGAGAUAUUUGGUCCUUUACUUCCCAUUCUUACGGUCGAUAAAUUGGAAGAAAGUUUUGAUGUGAUCAAUUCAGGACCAAAGCCUCUUGCGGCAUAUAUAUUUACAACCAACAAAAAGCUCAAGGAGCAAUUUGUUAUGACUGUUUCAGCUGGCGGUUUGGUUGUUAAUGACACUACUCUACAUCUUGCAGUUCAUACUUUGCCGUUUGGGGGAGUUGGUGAGAGUGGAGUCGGUGCAUACCACGGGAAGUUCUCAUUUGAUACUUUUAGCCACAAAAAAGCAGUUCUUUAUCGCAGUUUUAUGGGUGACGCAUCAAUAAGGUACCCUCCGUACACAAAUACAAAGAUGAGAUUGCUGAAAGCUCUCAUUGGUGGUGGCAUACUUGGUAUAAUUCGUGCCCUGUUUGGAUGGUCCUAGGUUAUGAUUUUAAUUGUCUUGGAUUCUUGAUGCAAUUAAUACAUUUUUCAUUCUGGUUUCCUUGUAUUAUAAUUUCGAUUUUUAGUUUUAUUUAAUACUCAAUAACCAUGACUUGUGGUUGAGAGUAAAUUAUGUAUUGCUAUUUAUUUUGGUACGAUUAUUUUAAGAUGCACUAUAACUUCCCUACCAGAUGCAAUACUGGUUGUGUAACAGGUCUCUUGAAAACAGUGUUAUUAAUAAUCAAAUUGGAAUUGAAGUAUGAAUUC